Sugiyamaella lignohabitans is the source of this 1368-nucleotide messenger RNA. RefSeq lists its product as uncharacterized. The record is from RefSeq and is a predicted model, not a curated record. The transcript has a single exon. Bases 1 to 1368 code for a protein of 455 amino acids. Gene Ontology annotation, biological process: ribosomal large subunit biogenesis. NCBI's taxonomy places the organism in Eukaryota, Fungi, Ascomycota, Dipodascomycetes, Dipodascales, Trichomonascaceae. Gene Ontology annotation, molecular function: protein binding. Gene Ontology annotation, cellular component: nucleolus; preribosome, large subunit precursor.
AUGGAAUGUCGCGAGCUAGUUUUACAAACGAUAGGACAUCCAGGCCCACACGGAAUGCUGCGAAGAAUGUGGCAUGCUAAAGCUGCCCGUAGCAGUAGUUGGUACACGGGAAGGGGUAGCAGAGUACCUGUAUGGAUCAGUGACAUUCGGUUUUUGGACCUUGAUAGACCCAUUGGUCGGGGAUGGAAGGUGGCUGUUGGUACAAAAUAUGGCGAAAUCCGAAUAUAUGAUACAGCGUUCAGCUCUCGAGCAAUAAUUAAUGUCCAGGUGGGCCCUAGUCCGGUAACGAGCUUAUGCUACGGUCUGGGCAGCGCCAAUAGCAUAUUGUAUACGAACAGUCAAGAUACAAUAGGUAUGAUUAACACGCGGACUGGUCAGUUUCAACAAGUUAAUAAGUGUACACCGGGAACAGCGUGGGUCUGUGCAGCAGAAACAGGAAAUUACCAACAGGAGGUAAGAGAUAAUAGACCAUCUGGACAUGAGCAAACAGAUCGAGUACGAGGUAUAAAUCAUGUUACUCGUAGUAGAGUUACGAGAGAUGCAACUGUUGACAUGGAUAUAGACAGCGAGGAAGAAGAUAAAAACGACAGUGACAGUUCUUCGAGCAGCAGUGAUGGAGAAGUAGAGGAAGACAUUGUUGGAUUCAACGACUAUGGCGCCAUUGAACAAGAAGGUGGCGAAGAGUCCAACUUCACUUUAAUAGACUCAUUAGAACCACCAUCUGCUACGUCUUCCGUCUUGCCUUCUCCACUAGAAACUUCAACCCCAGUACUUUCGGACUCGGAGUCACGGUUGGUGAAUGCAAGUGAUACAGCGUCUCAGUCCACAGUGACUUCAGCUGCAAUAGAUGGUUUAUCAAACGAAACGAUUUCGCUAUCGCCGACUUUUGAGCCGGAAACAGCAACCACCACUUCUCUUCCAGAAGCUGACAUAACAGUAGAUACCGUCACCACAACCACUACAUCCAUUAUAACCCCUCAAUCUGCAACUAUCGCACAAGAUUCCAACAGACAGGUCACAACUUCCGAACUAGAAAAUACAACAGCACCAACACCUGCUACAACAUCAGUGCACUUACCGACCAUUCCUAUCUAUACAACAUCCGGUGUUGACAAUUGCAUUCGCAUCUACAACAUGCACACCCACAAACUUAUAGCCAAAACCACACCCGGGGUACGAUUGUCUUGCAUCUCUAUCAUCGACGCCUUAGAUCCCAUAUACACUCGACCGGCGAAACGGCCCUCCUCCCCAGUUCCAUCCGUCAACUCCACAUCCUCCACACUACUAGACCGGCCACCUUCGCCAUGCGGACCAGAUAAUUCCUCUUCACACACCCACCGCCAGCCCAAACGACCCCGAAUGACAUAA